AUGCCUACUGUCGACAUUACGGAGAUUAACCUAAAAGUUGCAAGGUAUCUUUUGGAGAGGAGAGCAAUUAGCGUUGACACUCUCGCAGACGACGAGCAUUUACCAGUGAGUCAUCCAACGCUUCUACACAUCGCAAUAUGGAACGCGGAUGAAAAAUUGUUCCAUUACUUGAUGGACAAAGGUGCGAGCAUCCAUAAGAGUUUCGAAGUCUACGGAAGUGCCCUUCAUCUCGCAGUAUACAAGGCGACUUGGAACCUGCGGAUUAUUGAUUGGUUGAUCCAAGUAGGGGCCCCGAUCAACGCACGUGAGUUCUCAAGGCAAUGGACUCCAUUACAUGUUGCGUGUUGUUUAGGAAGAGAUGACAUAGUCAUGCUACUUCUAGCACGUGGGGCUGAUAUCAAUUCAACCAUCAGCAGUGGAAUCCAGGUACGAUUACCUUCUGGGGACACACCUCUCCACGUGGCCAUUGAAUUCAACCAGGAGAGGAUAGUGGAACUUCUUUGCCGGUGCAAGGCGGACGUCAACUUCGCUUCGGUGUACCGGGGAACUCCUCUUCCUUUUGCGGUAGCAAUCGGAAAUUUCAAGAUCGUGCAAUUGUUAAUAAACUACGGCGCGAAUAUUGACUACGUUUCCACGAUCCAAGAAAGUGCUGGAACAAGUUUAAUUUUAGGUGCAGAAGGAGAUUUUCCGUUGACUGCAUUGCAUGUGGCUGUUAAAUUACAGAAUAAAGAAAUGGUGGAAAUUCUGUUAAUUAAUGGAGCAGCCUGUGACAUGUCAGUCGGAACACUUGGAACUCCUCUCUACUGUGCUGUUGAGGGUAUCGACAGUAAAAUAGUGCACCAUCUCUUGAAUGCUGGAGCCGGCACUAAAAUUCUGCGCAGAGAGAAGUUGGCGAUUCAAAAAUUGAUUCGCCAAAACCAUCCGGGUAUCACUUUAUUAAGCACGGAUAUCUCUUCGUUUAUUCAUUUAACCCGGUUAAGAAGAUAUUUUAACCCUGAACAGUCAUCAUCAUCACCAUCUUCAACCUCUUCAUCGUCAGUGCCGUCGUCUCUGCCACCAUCACUAUCACCAUCAACGUCCUCAUCGGUGCCAUUAUCAUUGCCACCAUCACCAUCACCAUCAACGUCCUCGUCGGUGCCAUCAUCAUUGUCACCAUUACCAUCACUAUCAACUUCCUCGUCGGUGUCAUUGUCAUCAUGUCUACCAUCAUUAAAAUCAACGGUUCCGUCAUCAUCUGCGUCUCCGCCAUCCCCGUCACCGGAGCCAUCGAUGCCUUUAUCGUCGUCGUCACCAGCACCAUCAUCAUCAUCAUCGGACACAGAUUGCCGUCACCUUCGAAGAAACGGAGGAGAAUAA
This is a messenger RNA of Cotesia glomerata, 1356 nucleotides long. RefSeq names its product ankyrin-1-like. Lineage: Eukaryota; Metazoa; Arthropoda; Insecta; Hymenoptera; Braconidae. Bases 1 to 1356 code for a protein of 451 amino acids. Gene Ontology annotation, molecular function: protein binding. The transcript has 3 exons. The record is from RefSeq and is a predicted model, not a curated record.